GUUUUCGUUUCUUCCUAGUACCUGUACAAAAUACCAAAUUAAGGUACCAUUGGAUAAUCCAUUCGACACCUUAAACAACAACUAAAGUAAAAUGGAGAGUACUAGCAAGGAUUUGCGGUUAAUGAAAAAGAAACGAAAACUCAAAAAGAAGACCACACGUAUUUCGAUCAAGGUGAAGAAAACGGUGUCACCUUCCAAAGAUCUGAUCAAAAAAACGAUCCCCCUUCGACAACAAGUACAAGAUUCCAAAGAUAUAGAAUGGAUUGAUGUAGAAAAUGACUAUGCAAGGAAUUUAAAAAAAGUAAGAAGUAGUAGUUCUAAACACAACAGAAAACCUUUUGCAGAUAUAAAGUCUCCUAAAAAAAGUGUUGUUAAGAAAAAGUUGAGCUUCAGAACUCAAAGUUCUGAAUUUGCUAAAAAAGACGAUAAUAAUGAUCCAAAAAAUGUGAAUGAUUUUGAUAAUUUGACCGUAAAUAAGCCAGUGGAUUCCCAAGAUGAAAUAUCAAAUCAAACCGAAAUACAGCAAACCAGAUUAGAACACAUUAUUCCGAGUUCAGAAGAAAGCGAAGAUCAUGAUUCCGACGGUGCUCCAGAGAUACCCAUAAAAUCUUACUAUAUUAAAAAUUUGCUAGCUGUUCAUAUUGAUGAACAAUUUUCUCCAGUCCAGCAAACACUCGCAGGCACUUCCCAGUUUGUCAAAAGUAUACAGCAACAAGUAUCUCAAAUACCCGUAAAUGAAAGAAUCCUACCACCGAAAUCAAAGUAUAUUAGAAAAUUACAAGAACAAGCUGUAAGAGAAGUUGCUCAGAAGCACAUUGACACUGCACACAAAACUGUGAAGGAACAAAUACAACCCUCAAAGCCAAUUCCAAGAAUUCCUCCGGCAGUGCAGUUAUUGGGAACUCAUCGUUUUUUUCAGCCGCAUAAAGUUCCUACUCUAGAGUCUAUUCCAACACCAAAAACUGGGGCAGCAGAUUCACCCACAAAGCCCGUCAAAAUGCCAAAAGAAGAAGAAAUCUAUGAAAAUAUAGACAUAAUCGAGAAACACCGUAUUUCAAAAACUAAUCGUGAUAUGGUUAUUGAGAAAGGUGAAAAUGGGUCUGGAGAAGGAGUGUCUCAGAAACCCACAGACAAUGUACAGCAAACUGAGAAGGAAAAAAUACAACCCCCAAAACUAAUUUUAACACUUCCUCCUGUAAUGCAGUUUUUGGGAUAUCGUAGCCGGUUUUUCCAGCCGCAGAAAGUUCCUGCUACAGAAUCUAUUCCAGCAUCAAAAACUGAGACACCAGCGUCACGCACAGAAUCAAUUAAAAAGCCAAAAGAAGAAAGCAAUUAUGAAAAUAAAAGUGUAAUCGGGAAACACCAUAUUCCCAAAAUUAAUCUUGAUCUUGUUGCUGAGGAAGAUGAAAAUGUGUCUGAAGAAGAAGUUCGAUCACCAGAAGAUUUCAAAAUACCAAAGGUUUUAGAUCAACAAGCUUCAUGGAAGGCAUCAAUACCUAGCCCUAUGGAACCGAUCAUUGAAGAAACAGAAAGCAGUCCAGAAUCUGGCACAUCAAGCUCAACACCACCCAAAAUGAUAAAAAGAGACUUUAAUCAAGAACCGUCUACAUCAGGUACUAAAAAAUUUGUUGAAAAGCCUUGUAUGUACUACGGUUUUAGAAGAAGCGGUCGAAACAAGUCGAUAGGUAGCUACCCGACAAGACGUUUCCAACGCACAAAACCUUCUGACAGUCAAUCUACUUCGGGUGAGGAUAUUGAUCGGGGUCAGAUCGGAUUGGGGGCAACUGUGCGAAACAUAUCAAAGAAAAAGAAGGCUCAAAUUAAUCCAACUAAUCCAGGUAGGCAACCUCUCCCAACACUUCCAGAACGUUUGCCUUUAGUUCCUAAAUCUACUAGCUCUGACAGUAAUAGAAACUCCACUUCUUCGCCAUCGUAUCCUUCAUCGAUGAGUUCAAGAGAAUACCAGGAAAUGGAUUUUGAUGACGAACCUGAAGAAGUAUUGGUGCAAAAUAGGUCACAAUUUAACUGCAAGUGUUGGUUUCUAUACUUAUUAUUAAUUAUUGGCUUAUUCGGCCUUUUAAUAGGAGUAUAUCAGCGAACCUUAUCCACUAAUUAGGCGAAAGAAAACUGCUUUAAAUAUGAUUUAUUUUAAUGACAAUAUGUAAUGUAUCGUCGCAACAUCAACAUUGUGAUUAAUUCGGAGUCGUCUAAUAAUCGAUGCUGCUUUUCUAGUUAGAAAGUCCAGGAAUAUAUGAUCAGUAAACGGUUGUGGCUGAUAAAGAGUUGUUUUGAUCUGUUGCCAGGUAUCCCCUCUCCUGACUUUUUCAAAAUGAUUUUGAGAUCCCUAGCUAGUGGAAUUGUGGCUAUCUCACUCUUAAGGUUCGUAUCUUCUUUGACAAAAUGAUCUGUUAUUUCAUUGCCAGGAAUUUCACUAUGAGAAGGUCAUAUGGGAGAGACUGUUACAUCUUGAGCAAAGUGAUUUUGGUAGAUGUCAUGAAUUUCUUGAACCAAUGGGUGGUCCAUGAAUAUUGUAUUGAUUGAACGGAUAGAUGUAAAGCACACUUUCGUUAGAUAUGUACUGUCCCCGGGAUUCUGAGUAUGCGAUGGUAUCACCACAACUCGAACGGUUCUAAUUUAUUCAGAUUUUUUUUUUGUUGUUUACGUUUCACAUCCAUAAAACAAAGCGUACCAGACGUAGUAAUCCAAUUAGUCCAGAAAGCCACUGCGCAUCCGCUAGGAAAAAUAUUCUAAUUCGGAUUUUUUGCACAAUCU
This is a messenger RNA of Diabrotica virgifera virgifera (western corn rootworm), 2772 nucleotides long. RefSeq lists its product as uncharacterized. The record is from RefSeq and is a predicted model, not a curated record. Bases 92 to 2116 code for a protein of 674 amino acids. Lineage: Eukaryota; Metazoa; Arthropoda; Insecta; Coleoptera; Chrysomelidae. The transcript is spliced from 2 exons.